Molecule: messenger RNA, 2076 nt
Organism: Tetrahymena thermophila SB210
Lineage: Eukaryota; Ciliophora; Oligohymenophorea; Hymenostomatida; Tetrahymenidae
Product: AMP-binding enzyme family protein
Exons: 4
Source: RefSeq, a predicted model, not a curated record
AUGAAUUUAUCAAAUAUCGAUUUAUUUGCAUCUUAAUUUCAAUUUUAUGUGAAUGAUUAGCAUAAGAAAAAAGGAACUCUUUAUGGUUUUAUUUUAAGUUUAGUCGUUAUUGCAGGAAGUUUAACUUAUUUCAUUUACAUAAUUACAUAAUAUAUUACUAAUCAAAUAGAGCCAACAUUUAGAUCUUAAAAUUUUAUUGUAGAUACAAAUCUUCAAUAUCCUUUAAGAAAUGAUCUUGUAGCAUUUAAAUUCGACUACGGCAACAACAUCGAACCUCUUUAGAAUUAAGAUAAGACAUACUUUGUAUUUUAUGCCUUUUACUACUUUCAAAAUUAGGAAGAUCAUUAAUUUAUUCCUCUAGAUGUGAUCGAUUGCUAAAAUUCUAAUUUAAUAGGAUUUAAAUGCAUAGAUUUCUCUAAACUAUCUAAUAAUAUGCUAACUCUUGAUAAUAAUGAGAAUAUUUAAUCACAAGUACAAAUAUUAACUUACGGAUGUUUAGAUAUUGAUUCUAUAAAAACAACCAUACCAGAUAAUUGUGCAACCUAAACAGAAAUAGAUAAUGCUGUAAAUGCGGUUAAUGCUGGCUAGAGAGUUAAGUUAUUUACUUCAUAAUACAAUAUAACUUCUUAAAAUAUGCAAGUUUACUAUAAAAAUAUAAUGAUCUUUACUUAUUCCGAUUACUCAAUGUCAACAAUCAUAAAUACUUAACUUUAGACUACUUCAGUAAAGUAAGGACUAAUUUUUUAGUCUGAAUAAAAUUUUAUAUAACCAAUUUAGUACUCAUAAAUAAAUCAAAGUAUAAGCAGGCAAUCUGCUUUACAAAGCGGAGAUGGCGCUUAUAGCUUUGUAACACUAUAAAUAGAUGAAUCUGUUGAGAAAAUUUACAUUUAAUAUACUACUUUACCAUAAAUACUUGCUCUUGUAAAUAGUAUCUUUGCUUUUUUAAUGUUUUUUGGGUUUAUUGGUAGAAAAUCUUCUGAAUUUUCUAUCAAAAAAGACUUAAUAAUGUUAUACUUUUAAUCCCUAUUUUAAGACAAUUAUUUAGAAAUAUUAAAAGCAAACAAUUUAUUAAAUCAUAACAAAGAAAGAAAUGCUAGCCUAAAUAAAUAGAAAUCAUCAAUUUGUGAUAAUUUUUACAAAACAGGAAAUAUAUAAGCAACUAAAGAUAACUUUAGUGAAAGAUAUAUUUACCUUUAAGAAAAUUCAAGUACACCAAUAUCUGUUCCUGUUUUUAUAAACAAAAAGAAGAAUUCAUUAGAUAUAGAAUAAUUUACUCAAAGUCCAUAUAAAAAAAGCGAAAAUACUACCAACUCUCCCUCCAACAGCAACUUUGAAUUUAAAAUAUUUUCACCAUAAAAAAGAAAUUCUUUAAGUUCCUCUUCAAAUUCAGAUAAAUUAAGUUAUAAUCUUAAUCAAAGAUUUAAAGUAAACACAAAACUUGAUUUUUAUUUUCACAAAAGAUAUAAUAAGCAACAAUCAAUCUAAAAUUAGCAGUAAUCCAUCCUAAAUGCUAUCAAAAGUUCGAACAGCAAUAGCAAUUUGCAGCUAAAAGCCAAAAUUGGAGAAAACAGCCAUAAAAGCGUUGAUUUCGAAGUUUUGUAGUAAAAGCUUUAAAAUAUUUAGAGCCUAAGCUUAUCUGAAAAGCUUAAGAGAAUAAUUUUUAAUUAAAACUAUUGCUCAAAAAAACAAUCCGAUUAAAAGAAGCUCAGCAAUAAGGCAGUAGAAUUAGUAGAAAAAUAAGUUAGAAAAAAUUUAAAUAUCAUAAAUUUUUUAAAUGAUAUCCUGCUAUUAAAGAAGGCUAUAGCAAUGAUCUUAAAUAAAUAAUAAUUGGCUGCGCUCUAACAUUUAAGCUACUCUGAAAAUUAUUUAUAGUUAGAUAUGAAUAAUGUUGAUAUAAAAUAAAUAAAAGAUUAAAAUUUAACUCAUUUUGAAGCUUAAUCAGUUUUACUAGAAAAUUAAGAAGUAUAACAAUAUUUUAUGAACAAGUUUCUUUAAAGAUGCAUGGAUGAAAAUAAUAGUUUGACAAAAAUAGACAAAAGAAUAUAUAAAUCUUUUAAAAAAUCCUACUUUGAUUGA